CUUACCAUGACUGAACUUGCUGCUGUUAGUGAUAUUCGAAUGAUUGUGAAUGAAGGCGUCAUCGUUCCUAUCACUGUAAAUGUGUGUUCAGAAGAGCAGACUGAUGACUCAGAAGUUUCUAUCUGGUGUUGGGUUAAUCAUCCAUUAUCAAUUAUUUCACUGAUUGGUACUAGAAGACAAUUCUUAGACGCCGAUCGAAACUUCUUUAGACAACCCUGUCAUGAAGGGCGUGUCAUUCGGUGCGAGGGAUAUGUUAUUUACAUGAUUUUACAUGCUUUGUCUAUUCCUGAUGCAGAAUCUUGUUUUUAUUUGCGCUUGAUAAAUAUCCAGAUUCGACGGGGAGUCACAAGAAUUAAUGAAGGUUUCAGGCACUUUUUGCAGUUUAGUGAGUUUCCGAUUGUCAAUACUCGUGCAAGAAGUAACGACGGUUUUCAAAAAACUAAUUCCAGAUUACAGACUAGUCGUUCUGUUGUCGAUCCUUUGCCAGAAAAAAUUGAAUCAGAAGAAGUAGCCGAUAAAGAAAAUGAUGAAGAAACCGAUGAAGAAACCUAUAAAGAAACCAAUGAAGAUACCUAUGAAGAUACCUAUGAAGAUACCUAUGAAGAUACCUAUGAAGAUACCGAAGGUGAAGCUAAUGUUCAAAGGACGCCUCACACUCUGAGAUUUUCAAUAUCAAGGAAUCGUGAUCUACAGCACCUAGAUUUCAUGGUAGAAAACUAG
Mucor mucedo is the source of this 720-nucleotide messenger RNA. RefSeq lists its product as uncharacterized. The transcript has a single exon. NCBI's taxonomy places the organism in Eukaryota, Fungi, Mucoromycota, Mucoromycetes, Mucorales, Mucoraceae. The record is from RefSeq and is a predicted model, not a curated record. Bases 7 to 720 code for a protein of 237 amino acids.